Aspergillus novofumigatus IBT 16806 is the source of this 498-nucleotide messenger RNA. Its product is annotated as MOSC domain-containing protein. The record is from RefSeq and is a predicted model, not a curated record. The annotation marks the transcript as partial. NCBI's taxonomy places the organism in Eukaryota, Fungi, Ascomycota, Eurotiomycetes, Eurotiales, Aspergillaceae. Gene Ontology annotation, molecular function: molybdenum ion binding; pyridoxal phosphate binding; catalytic activity. The transcript has a single exon.
CAAAACCCCGUCCCAUCCAUCACCCUCAUCCCCAACCACGGCGUUGACGGCGACUGCCACGCAGGGCAAACCACCCAGCACCGCGUCCAGGCGCAGCCGCAGCGCACCCCCAAUCUCAGACAGGUCCAUCUCGUCCCCGUCGAGACAAUCCGCGAGCUCUCGGGGAGACUUUCCGCUGCUGCUGGUGCAGCGAACACAAAGCCACUCUCGGCCGGCGAGAUCGGUGAGAAUAUCACCACUGAGGGGGUGGAGUUAUCGACGCUCCCGCUGGGGACGGAGGUUCGUUUCCUUGGUGAGGACGGUAAAGAGGAGGCUGUUGUGGUGUUGACGGGUGUUCGGGAGCCGGGGCCGGGGAUGGAUAAGUGUCGGGCUGGACUGAGGGAUGUGUGUGUGGUAAGGGAUGGGAGUCGGGCUGUCAAAAGGUUGGCUGGAGUGAUGGGGACGGUUAAGAAGGGGGGCGUGCUCAGGCUGGGGAUGGAAAUUAGGAUUGUUAAGCCG